Athene cunicularia (burrowing owl) is the source of this 3318-nucleotide messenger RNA. RefSeq names its product F-box and leucine rich repeat protein 13 (gene FBXL13). Gene Ontology annotation, biological process: SCF-dependent proteasomal ubiquitin-dependent protein catabolic process. Bases 19 to 2169 code for a protein of 716 amino acids. Gene Ontology annotation, molecular function: protein binding. The transcript is spliced from 19 exons. Gene Ontology annotation, cellular component: SCF ubiquitin ligase complex. The record is from RefSeq and is a predicted model, not a curated record. Lineage: Eukaryota; Metazoa; Chordata; Aves; Strigiformes; Strigidae.
CUUUGUGGUGUAAUUGUUAUGCGUCCAGAAGACCCACUUACAUUUUUAGAAGAAAAACUCAGAGGAAUAAUGGAAAAGGGAUUAGAUGCUGUCCUUUGGUAUAUGCGUAUGGAUCUGUCUUUACACCCAAAAUUAAAGAGGAUUUCAGAAACUUACCUGAGCACUGUUUUUGGACUAGAUGGUGAACAACUGAUGACUGAAGAAUUAUGUACCAAAGCAUGGGACUUUUACAGCAGAAACUUAAUGAAGCUGUAUUUUGGAGGAUGGAUAAAAUAUAAUCUGCUGAAAAAGAACAAAAGAAAAAAGGCAAAGCAGAAGAUGGCUCUAGCAGUAGUCCAUUAUAACGUCCAAAUAUUAAGAGUUAUUAUGCAGAAGUGGAGCAUGUGGGUACAGAUUCACAAGGAAAAAAUGACAUCAGACAUGGGAGCUGUUAGGGAAAUGGAGUGUAUGUCAGAAGUACAGGGUGGAGUGAGUCAGGAUGCUUUUCUGGAAGGUGAAGAGUACAGUAAUAGGGAUAAAACAGGAUGGAUCACAGAGUUGGAGUCAGCUUGGAGUCAGUUAGAGAUUUUCCGUUAUGUAAAUUUAGUUGAUCUGGCAAGAUGUGCUCAGGUUAGCCAAACGUGGAUGCUACUAACUCAGAACAGUUCGUUAUGGAGUGAUAUCAAUUUUUCAUCAGUGAAGCAUAAAGUUCAGGACCAAAUAGUAGUAAAUAUUUUGCAGAAGUGGCGUCCAUAUGUAUUACAUUUGAAUUUUCGAGGUUGCUAUUCUCUUCACUGGCCUACCUUUAAAAGUAUCAGUGAAUGUAAGAAUUUGCAAGACUUAAAUCUCUCUGAAUGCCAGGGAUUAAAUGAUGAAUCAAUGAGACUCGUAUCAGAAGGCUGCAGAGCUCUUCUCUAUUUAAAUCUGUUGUAUACAGAUAUUACUGAUGGAACACUACGACUAUUGUCAAGCAGCUUCCCCAAUUUACAAUAUUUGAGUUUAGCUCACUGCAGAAAGUUUACAGACAAAGGUUUACUGUACCUGGGCACUGGAAAAGGCUGUCACAAGCUCAUCUAUUUGGACCUUUCAGGUUGCAUUCAGAUUUCAGUUGAUGGCUUCAGAAAUAUUGCCCGUGGCUGCAGUGGGAUUCAAGAUUUGCUAAUCAACAAAAUGCCAACUCUUACAGACAGAUGUAUUCAAGCUCUGGUUGAAAAAUGCCAACAGAUAGUGUCUGUUGUCUUUCUUGACUCUCCACAUCUUUCUGAUACAACUUUUAAAGCCCUUGCUGAAUGUAAACUUGUCAAGGUCAGCAUUGAAGGGAAUAGCCAAAUUACUGAUUUAAGUUUCAAACUGAUGAGUAAAUUCUGUCCAUACAUCAGGCACAUUCAUGUGGCUGAUUGCCAGAAGAUUACAGAUGCUGGUCUUGAGAUGAUUUCACCAUUGAAGCAUAUUCUUGUACUGAAUAUAGCAGACUGCAUAAGAAUCAGUGAUGGAGGUAUAAGGUCAUUUGUACAAGGUUCUUCAGGAACUAAGCUAAGAGAGCUGAAUUUGACUAAUUGUAUUCGUGUCACUGAUCUUUCUGUCACAGAAAUAGCACAAAGAUGUCAUGAAUUGACCUACCUAAACCUGCGUUACUGCGAAAAUGUGACUGAUGCUGGAAUUGAAGCUUUGGGAAAUAUGUCAUCAUUGAUAUCCAUUGAUCUCUCUGGAACCAGCAUCUCAGAUAUGGGCUUGAAAGCCCUUGGCCGCCGUGGAAAAAUAAAAGAACUUUCUGUAUCAGAAUGCAAAAACAUCAGCGAUACUGGGAUUCAGGAGUUCUGCAAGGGCACGAGAUACCUGGAGCACUGCUGUGUCUCUUCCUGCCCUCAGCUGACAGAUGAAGCUGUGAACACAAUGGCAUUUCACUGCCACAGACUAACAUCUGUCAGCAUAGCGGGUUGCCCAAAGAUGACUGAUACCUGUAUCCAACACUUGGCUGCAGCCUGCCAUUAUCUCCACUUCUUGGAUGUCUCAGGUUGCAUUCAACUUACUGACAAAGCACUGAAAUAUCUUUGGAAAGGCUGUAAGCAACUCCAGAUUCUCAAGAUGCUGUACUGUAGAAAUAUUACCAAACAAGCUGUCUCAAAAGAUACAGACAAAUUGGAGAAACAAGAACAUAAUGAUGCUGACCCUCCUUCCUGGCUUGGAUAGGAUCAGGAUGGUAACAUACUCACCUUCACCAAAAAACACCAAUAAACAAAUUCUUCAGAAUGAAAAAUGAAGAAAUUGCACAACAUCUACAGUUGUGGUUUUUUUUUUCACUAGAGCAUGAAAAGAACACUGUAUUAUUUUACUUAAAACUAAUCACACUUUAAUAAAAGGCUGUUUGUUGAAUUAGUAAGAAAGCAUUGGGAAUCCUUCUUGCAGGAGCGUGUGUGCCUUCAAGCAAGACAGCCGUACUAAAACAACACUGAUAACUUUCAGAUGUUGAUUCAAGCUGUCUUCAUCUUUCAGUAAUGAAAGUUUUUGUAGUCCCGUGCAGAGCAAGCAAUAAAUAAAUCUCUGUGUGUGUCUGGGGUUCUUGUUUGUCCUCUUUGAAGGUCCUCUCCAGGACAUAAACACUCUGGCUUCCCACAGAACUUCACACUUGCCAUGGCUGGUACUCAUCAAGUACAGUGUUCUUGAGCAACGAAGAACAGGUAGUGACUACCCCUUCCUUAAGACACAACUAUACAUGCAUGUCUAAGAACAGUUUUCUACUUCUCAACAGACAUUUGUGCACCCAGAGCCCUAAUUCUCCUAAAAGUCUCUCAGACUGAGUUCAACUCUCUGAGAUGAUGUUUAUAUCUGUAGAUCUAGCUGGCAGCUGACAGUCACACCACAUAAAAAGGAGCACGAAUGAAAAGAAGUGUUAAAGGUUAGGUUUUCUCCAGUUACAAGAACAUGUCUUCUCAUCAAAUGGACAAAAAACCCAAGCACACAAGGGAUUUGCUAUUCAAGUCCUAAUUACUAAUAACCCGGUAAUCUUUCCUUGUCUAGAGAAAAAUAUAAAGUUUCACCUCAUCAUAGCAGAACAAGACAUUACUCAAAUGCCUUUGGGGAAACUCCGAAAGAUUUGUCUUUCUUCAUCUCAUUCUUGACCUUUAUGUUAAAGUUCUAGCUGGUCUCAACAUUUAUUAGCUUGGAAAGACUAUAAUCAGAAUAGCUUUAGCAGUAGCACAAUUUUUCUGAUGGCUUAUUUAAACUUCUUUAAGCAAGUAACUAACAAUCCUAAUGUUUAAUUCCAGCUAGUUUUAGAAUAUGAAUGCCUUGCUUUCUUUUGAACAUGAAAGAAAUAAAAUAUUUUCUUACUGUGUUCUC